Drosophila busckii is the source of this 2367-nucleotide messenger RNA. It is a transcript of the gene Cf2, whose product is annotated as chorion transcription factor Cf2. NCBI's taxonomy places the organism in Eukaryota, Metazoa, Arthropoda, Insecta, Diptera, Drosophilidae. Gene Ontology annotation, molecular function: DNA-binding transcription factor activity; RNA polymerase II cis-regulatory region sequence-specific DNA binding. Gene Ontology annotation, cellular component: nucleus. Gene Ontology annotation, biological process: regulation of transcription by RNA polymerase II. Bases 310 to 1881 code for a protein of 523 amino acids. The transcript is spliced from 5 exons. The record is from RefSeq and is a predicted model, not a curated record.
UGCCGUCGAUACUUUUUGUUGUACUUGUACAUUUUUCGCCAAAAAUAAUAAUAAAAGUGAAAAGUUAAUAUAUAUUUGUUGUACAAAUACAAAGAAAAUGCUUGUGGAUUGAUUGGCAAUUUUGCCAUAGAAACGGCCGUAAUAAUACCGAAGUGCAAUACGUGGAUACGCACACGCUGCGGCCAUUUCGUUGGUUGUUGUGCUGCCGGAAGUUCAUGCAUCUUUUUUAACUAACUAACCACAUACCAUAAAAACAAAGCCAAGCGCGCCUUUAGCCUGCUUAACCCGCUGCUCAGACCCAAGCGAGCAAUGUUAAAGUCUACUACAAACACACAGGAACUGCGACUGCCACGCCACGAAGAACUGCAACUACAGCAGCAGCAACAUCAUCAUCAGCAACAUCAGCCGCAGUCGCAGCCGCAGCCGACACAUCAAGUUGCCGCCGUUAUAGCAGCAGUCUCAUCAGCAGCCGCAGCAGCAGCAACUACCAACAGCAACAGCAGCAGCAUGAACACGCUUAAGACCGCGUUUGUGCCCAAUCUCAGCAUGGACCCCAAUGUGAUUAACACCCACUACUGCACCAUAUGCCAUCAGCAGUUCGAUCGUGCCCAGCAUGCUGCGGAGCAUAUGCAGCUAUGCCAUGGCAUACCCAUUUCAACGCUGGAGCAGCACCAGCAACACCAACAGCAGCAGCAGCAGCAACAACAACAACAACUGAAGCCUCUUAGCUAUGGUUGUACUAACUGUGAUGAUAAAUUCGGCAGCGCUCUUGAGGCGGAUGAGCAUCAUCGGCUUACGCAUCAGGCGACGGUGUUUUUGGCGCGCUGCGCCGUCUGCACCAUAUACGGCGUAAAUUCGGUGACGCAGAAUCCCAACGAAUAUAAAUGCUCGCACUGUGGCGCGAUCUGCACCGCAGCGAUGUUGGCGGCGGGUCAGCAGCAAGCGUUUAUGGAGCAUCAAGAGGCGCCAGUGACGCCUGACGAUUUGCCCGCCAUAGCGCCGCGUGAUAUGAGACUGACGCCCGAAGAGCAGCAACAUCAGCAGCAGCAGCAACAACAGCAGCAACAGUUGCAGCAGCAGGAGCAACAACAGCUGCAGCAUCAACAGCAGCAGCAAGAGCAUCAUCACCAGCAACAGCAGGAGCAACAGCGACAGCGUGAGCUGCAGGAGCAACAGGAUGACCUCAAUGACCCAUCAGCGUUGAAGGUGCCGCCGCUUACGGUAAAACUGCUAAAGAACGGCAAUGGCGCGACGGUUACACAUCCGCAGGUCAUCAUUAAGGAGGAGCCGUUGAGCUUGAGCGACAGCGGCGAUGUGGUGAACUCAGUGCCUGUCUAUGCCAUACAAGCGAAUCCGGGUGCACAGCCCACAGCAGCGGGUGCCGCCACCAGUGUGCUGGUCAGCACACAGUCAGUGCCGGCAGAUCUGGCGCACAAGAUACGGCAUAAAUGUCCCGAUUGCCCGAAGACCUUCAAAACGCCCGGCACACUGGCCAUGCAUCGCAAGAUACACACGGGCGAAGCAGACGCCACGCCCAAAGAACGCCCCUACACGUGCUCCUACUGCGGCAAGUCCUUCACUCAAUCGAAUACACUAAAACAGCACACUCGCAUACAUACAGGUGAGAAACCAUUUAGAUGUGGCUAUUGUGGCAGGGCGUUCACUGUUAAGGAUUACCUGAACAAACAUUUAACGACUCACACGGGUGAGAAGCCGUUUCAUUGUGGCUACUGUGACAAGUCCUUUAGUGUAAAGGACUAUCUCACGAAACACAUACGCACACACACCGGCGAAAAGCCGUACACCUGUCCGUACUGUGACAAACGAUUCACGCAACGCAGCGCACUGACCGUGCACACGACAAAGCUGCAUCCGCUCUAGGAGAGGCCCAACGGUGGGCGCUUAAUUGUUGACCCAAAGAAACCAAGCACAAUGGCUUAGUUAGACAAACAAACAAACAAACAAAUAAAACAGAAAAGUAAGCAAGUAAACAACAUGAAACACUCACUGAGAAUAUAUUAUACGAAUUGGAAUGGGCACGAGCAACGAGCAGAGACGGGCAUGAGAUUGUUAAUGGGAUUGAGAUCGAAUCGGAGGAGCAACUAAAAUGAAAGACGUUUUCAAAGACGACACUUAAGAGAGUGGGAGAGCAAGCAAGCAACCAACGACUGGCAAAUCUUCAAAGUGCUGCUAGACUUAAAAAUUAGAAACAUUUUUGCUAACUAAAGUUAAAGAAAGUUGUACAACAAAGCAAGCAAACAAAACAGAAAAUGGAGAAAAAAAAAAACAAAAAGAGCAACAUAAAAAUCAAUAGCAUAACGUUAUGUUUUUUCUAUUGCUUAUAAGCUAAAACAAUUGAUUUGAUUU